Messenger RNA from Xyrauchen texanus (razorback sucker), 1675 nucleotides. Its product is annotated as annexin A11-like. The transcript is spliced from 15 exons. The coding region runs from base 129 to 1586 and encodes 485 amino acids. NCBI's taxonomy places the organism in Eukaryota, Metazoa, Chordata, Actinopteri, Cypriniformes, Catostomidae. The record is from RefSeq and is a predicted model, not a curated record. Gene Ontology annotation, biological process: phagocytosis; cytokinetic process. Gene Ontology annotation, cellular component: cytoplasm. Gene Ontology annotation, molecular function: calcium ion binding; calcium-dependent phospholipid binding.
UGAGGAAGGACUCGGGGCGGGUCACAUCCAAUGUGAUAGACUGCAAUCUGUGAACACUUCCUCAUUCAUUCUGUCCACGGACACGGAUCGCCAGUGCUUUUAAUCAUUUACACAUUACCAGUGUCAAGAUGAGUUAUCCCGGAUACCCCCCUGCAGGCGGAAGCUACCCGCCCGGAUCAGGACCAUAUCAGCAAGCCCCCGGGGGUACAUACCCGCCCCAACCGGGUGCCUAUCCUCAACAGGGAGGGUUUUAUCCACCUCAACCAGGGGCGUAUCCCCCCGGAGCAGGUUACCCACCCCAGGCCGGGGGAUAUCCUCCUCAGGCUGGCGGUUACCCGGCCGCACAGGGAGGAGGGUUCCCACCGCAGGCAGGGGGUUACCCUGCUGCCCAGCCCGGAGGGUACCCGUCCAUGCCCGCUGCAGGUGGGUGGGGUGCCCAGCCUGGCUUUGGAGCUCCUGGAGGUGGGAUGCCUCAGGGGUACCCCGGAGGUCCUUUCCCAGGACAACAGCCCAUGCCACAACAGCCCAUGCCAGGAUACCCAGGUGCUCCGGCUCCAAACCCGUCAAUGCCCGGGUACGGAGGGGGUGUUCCGCCUGGACCAACACAACCGGCUGUUCCUGCAGCUAAAAUGGGUUACCGUGGAAGCAUGAAGGACUUUCCUGGUGCCGAUCCUCUCCGAGAUGUUGAAGUCUUGAGGAAAGCAAUGAAGGGCUUCGGAACCGAUGAAAAUGCCAUAAUCGAGCUUCUCGGCUCUCGCACCAACAGGCAGCGUGUGCCGAUGGUCGCCGGUUACAAAACCACGUACGGCAAGGAUCUGGUUAGUGACCUGAAGUCGGAGCUGACUGGGAACUUUGAAAGUUUGGUUUUGGCGAUGAUGAAGACUCCUACUCAGUUUGAUGUCUCUGAGCUGAAGGAGGCCAUAGCAGGUGCAGGAACAGACGAGGCCUGUCUCAUAGAGAUUCUGGCGUCUCGUAAUAAUGCUGAAAUACAGGAAAUAAAUAAAUUGUAUAAGGCAGAGCACAAGAAAUCUCUGGAGGACGCCAUCAGCAGUGACACAUCUGGACAUUUCCGUCGUCUGCUCAUCUCCCUGUCUCAGGGUAAUCGUGAUGAGAGAGAGACUGUGGACAUUUCUAUGGCCAAACAGGAUGCUCAGAAACUGCAUGCUGCCGGAGAGAAUAAAGUUGGCACGGACGAGUCCCAGUUUAAUGCCAUUCUCUGCGCUCGCAGUAAACCUCAUCUCAGACAAGUCUUCCAUGAGUACCAGCAGAUGUGUGGCCGAGAAAUUGAGAAGAGCAUCUGUAGAGAGAUGUCUGGAAACGUGGAGUCCGGCAUGGUGGCAGUGGUGAAGUGUAUCAAAAACACUCCCGCCUACUUCGCCGAACGACUCAACAAGGCCAUGCAGGGUGCCGGCACUAAAGACCGGACUCUCAUCCGCAUCAUGGUGUCUCGUUCUGAGGUGGACAUGCUGGAUAUUAGACAGGAAUAUCUGCGGCUGUACGGAAAAUCUCUGUACACCGCCAUCUCUGGUGACACGUCUGGCGAUUAUAAGAAGCUGCUCCUGAAGUUGUGUGGAGGAAGUGACUGAGGAAACAGGAAGUUGGAUCAUAUCUGUGGCGAUCAGAACUGCGGCGUCGUCACAUAAAUACAGCAUAUAUAUCAAUAGUCAAAUAAUCU